This is a messenger RNA of Blepharisma stoltei, 2154 nucleotides long. NCBI's taxonomy places the organism in Eukaryota, Ciliophora, Heterotrichea, Heterotrichida, Blepharismidae. The record is from the annotation of a GenBank genome assembly.
AUGGCCGAUCUUAGCUACGACGAAUUUUCCUUCUUAGCCGAGAUAUUUAGUUAAAGGGCAUGCUGGCCAUAAGUGGAGUUAACAAUUAGCUGCUGUCCAUUUUGGCUCGAAAAUGUUGACCUUUGGAUUUUUGAUUUGAACCAUAUGCCCAAAUAUUGCUCUUGAGGGCAGAACCACCAUCUGUGAGGUGCCCUAUUCCUGAUAAGAAGAGACCAAGUGAGAAGCGAAACCUGUCUCAUCUAUCUGGUAGGACAGGAAAAUUUUCGAGUGAGAAACAAAAACUUCCAUUUUCCCAAACCUAAGCCAAAACCCGAAUGCCUCCUUCAAAAAGUGAUAAGGCACUAUUUUCAGAUUCAUCAGGAAGGGUCCUAUCUCGAAUAAGGAGUGCAACUUGUCAACAUCGUCAUUUUAUUUCUUAGGCGAGAUAGGUAUUCACAAAACAAAUCACGGCUGCUUCAGCGGAUCAUGGUCUGGAGAAGGCUCAGAAAUUCCAGCUAUAAAUCCGCAUGAUGGUCGUGUAAUAGCCCAUGUUAAGCAAGCCACUCCACAAGAAUUAGAAACUUGCUUGGCAAAUGCUGAAUCAGCUAAAAAGGUUUGGUGGAAUACCCCAGCUCCUCGUAGAGGUGAAAUUAUUCGUCAGAUAGGAGAAGCCUUACGUGCCAAAAAAGAAGCCUUAGGAAGAUUAGUUACCCUUGUCAUGGGAAAAUCCCUAACUCCUUCGUGAGCGAAUAAAAUCCAUGAGUUACAAAAGUUUAUUUAAUAUAAAUUUUUUCAAAAAAUAUGUUUAUAUAUAAAUGAUAAAAAUCUCUAGGCUAUUUUUCUUAUAUUUUAAACAGUUCUAUCUAAAAGAUAAAUUCAUAAAUUAAAUUACUUUCCAAAUUAUUUUAAAACUAUAAAUCUUUUAAAAAAAAUUAAUCCCAUCCGUUAGUAGGGUUAGUAGGGGGAGUAAGUGAAGGAUUAGGAGAAGUUCAAGAGUUUAUUGACGUCUGCGACUAUGCACUUGGCUUAUCAAGACAGCUUGAUGGAAAAGUUUUCCCAUCAGAACGCAGCAAGCAUAUGCUCUUGGAGAUAUGGAACCCAUUAGGAAUUGUUGGAGUCAUCACUGCUUUUAAUUUCCCAGCUGCUGUGUUUGGCUGGAAUGCAGCUAUUGCACUUGUCUGUGGAAACUGUGUAAUUUGGAAAGGAGCAUCUUCGACUUCAUUGGUAUCAAUAGCAUUCACUAAGGUAAUGGAAGAGGUCUUGGUAAGAAAUGGAAUACCACCAGCAGUGGUAACAAUGGUUGUCGGACCUGGCGGAAGCGUAGGAGAAGCCUUAAUGGCAGAUCACAGAGUCAAAUUAAUUUCAUUCACAGGCUCAACCUCCAUUGGAAGACACGUAAGCCAAGUUGUUCACAACAGAUUUGGAAGAACCAUUCUCGAACUAGGCGGAAACAAUGCAGUCAUCAUUAUGGACGACGGCAAUGUUGAGCUUGCACUCAGAGCUUGCUUAUUUGCUGCUGUUGGAACUGCUGGUCAAAGAUGCACCACACUCAGAAGACUUUUAGUCCACAAUUCACAAUAUGAUACUGUCAAAACUAGACUUGUGGAAGCCUAUAAGCACAUUAAAAUCGGAAACCCUCUAGACCCUACCAACCUUAUGGGUCCUCUUCAUACAGCAGCUGCUGUCAAAGAAUUCACUGAUGGGAUUGCUACCAUUCGUGCUCAAGGCGGCCACAUUCUUUCAGGAGGAAAUGUCAUUGAAGGACCUGGCUUCUAUGUCGAGCCUACAAUAGUAGAAAUUGCUCAUGAUGCCCCAAUAGUAAAAGAAGAGCUUUUUGUCCCAAUUCUAUACUUGAUCCCAUUCUCUACCUUUGAAGAAGCUGUCGCUAUUAAUAAUGAAGUCCCUCAAGGACUUGCCAGCUCCAUGUUCACCAACAACUUAAAACACAUGUGGGAAUGGCUUGGGCCUAAUGGCUCUGACUGCGGUCUCGUCAAUGUUAACAUGGGUUCAUCUGGUGCUGAAAUCGGUGGAGCUUUUGGAGGAGAAAAAGAGACUGGAGAAGGCAGAGAAAGUGGCAGUGACUCCUGGAAACAAUAUAUGAGAAGGUCAUCAUGUGCUAUUAACUACUCAUCAGAGCUUCCUUUAUCACAGGGCGUUAAAUUUGAUUUAUCUUAA